Messenger RNA from Amaranthus tricolor (Joseph's coat), 1904 nucleotides. RefSeq names its product nuclear transcription factor Y subunit A-3. Gene Ontology annotation, molecular function: RNA polymerase II cis-regulatory region sequence-specific DNA binding; DNA-binding transcription factor activity, RNA polymerase II-specific. Lineage: Eukaryota; Viridiplantae; Streptophyta; Magnoliopsida; Caryophyllales; Amaranthaceae. The record is from RefSeq and is a predicted model, not a curated record. Bases 585 to 1433 code for a protein of 282 amino acids. Gene Ontology annotation, cellular component: CCAAT-binding factor complex. Gene Ontology annotation, biological process: regulation of transcription by RNA polymerase II. The transcript is spliced from 6 exons.
CUAAUUUUUAAUGUUGGCAAUGUCUUAGUGAGGAAAGGAGUACAACCAAUCCAUCCCUCUCCUCAUUUUCUACUCUCUUGUCUUUUUGUUAACCAACACUAACAUUUAACAAGGCAACAUUAACCAUAUUUUAUUCAUAGUUCUACAGUUCCCUGAGUAUAUCCUAUACUCAUUAACAAUAUUAAAAUGUAUAGAAAAAAGGAGACUGUGGUGGGAUGAUGAUGGUGAUUACAUGUGAAACUAAGCAUUUUAGCCUUUUGAGGAGAAAGUGGGUUAUAUAUUUAUCUUUUUUAUAGCUUUCAAACACCCAAGAAUCCCUCCCUUUUUGGAGUUCUUAGCCUAUUAACUUUGUCUUUGCAGUAAAACCCAAGAUUUUUUUUCAGAAUAAGAUUGAUUUACUUGUGAGAGAAUUCUUGGGUUUGUUUUAUUUUUUAAGGUAGACAAAAUGCCCAAAAGCUUUUCCACUGUUGUACUCCUCCAGAUGUUUCAUGUUCUCAUCUAAAGUUCUAAACAAAAAGUAUCGGAUUAUUGAAGGAAUCAAAUUUAGGUUUGUCAUCCAUUGAACCAAGAAUUCAAGUUUGAAAAUGGGAGUUCCCGCUCAACGUUAUCAGGGUUCAAAGUUGUUAGAUUUUUCAUUGCAAGAACAGGAUUCAUGUUCAACUCAAUCAACCGGCCAAUCUUAUACCAGCACUGGUAGUUUUGGAGAAAAUGACCUCAACACGCGAAGCAUGUGUUUUGCACAAUCAGGUUCUAUUGCAACUCAUGGAAAACAUGAAGGUGACGAGAAUAAGUUCACCUCGUCAAUGGGAACUCAGAACUACCUCUUAGCUCCUCUACAACCUGAUUAUAACCAAGCCUUUCCUCAAUUUGCUGUCACUUUUCCUGAUCAACACUUCAGUAGUGUAAUGUCAACAUAUGGUCCGCAAGCUAUGAUGAUGGGUAUCAUGCCUUCUCGAGUUCCACUCCCUCUCGAUCUUUCUGCAACCGAACCCAUUUAUGUCAAUGCCAAGCAGUACCAUGGUAUCUUACGAAGGAGACAGCAUCGUGCUAAGCUUGAGGCUCAAAACAAACUUGCCAAGAAUCGAAAGCCAUAUCUUCAUGAAUCUCGGCAUCAACACGCACUGAAGCGGGUUAGGGGAUCCGGUGGACGGUUUCUGAACCUGAAAAAGCUCCAAGAAUCGAGGCCUGCUUCAGCGACUGAAGACCGUAAAGAUUCAGGCUCAAUUUCACUCCAUUUGUAUGCAAAAACUUCAGAAUCUGAAGUUCAUCAGCAAGAAUUCUAUAGGGAAGGCGCCUCCACGACUUCUUGCUCCGAUGUCACUAGUACCUCGACCAGUGAUGAUAUCUACCAUCCACUCGAAUUUACGUUUUCUGGCUACUCAUGUGGCUUUGGAGUAUCCGCACAAGGCGGCAGUGGCCGAGGGAACUAUUGAGAGGUGAUUUCGGUUACUUGUCAUUCCUUAAUAGGGAAGUCAUCCUUGGCUCAAUUACUUUCGGUUUUGUCUGUUAAUUUGAUUAUUAUGUAAAAAAGAGUAUGUGGGUGGAAGAAAGCAGAUAAUUGUUGUGAAUUUGAUUAUUAACUAAAUAUGAUUGUGAUUUGUGUAAAAUGAUGGUUUGAUUACUAAGUUGAUAGACCACUUUUUUUUGUCCAAUUACUAUUUAGUUUUGAGUUGUGGAUUUAUGGAAAAUUGAAAUAAAUUCAGUCCUUAGAAACUUGGUAUUGUAGCAGUAGCACUAAGCCACUAACUAGAUGUGGAAAGGUCAACAAAUCAUUUCUACCACUUUUUUAUUUAGGAAAUAUUUUAUUUUAUUUUAUUUUAACAGAAAUAAUACAAAUUUUUGCUUAUUUUUAUAAUAAUACUAAUUUUUAAUUAACUAUAAAUAAUACCAAUUUAAGGGGUGUU